CUCGAACGUACUAGCAACGGUCUGAUCAUCAAAGAACAGCCGUGAAAACAUUAUUGUGUUCAUCUGGGUCGAGCAAAUUCACCUUUUACCGAAUAAUUCACCUAAAUAAACGAACAAUGAUCGAUAACCGAGUGACAAGAAGAUGAGUUAAAUCUGUUCGCUGAAAGAAAGAGGCGGAAUUUCUCAUUUUGACAGUAUGGCAAGCUGUGGCGAGGUCAAUCUCUCUGUGGACACCCUGACUUCUGGAAAGAAGGUGAGUGGAGAGUCUGUGAUGGAUGGAACUCCUUCGUCUUCAUCUCCGUCGCUGCCUGUUCCUGAAUGCGCCAUCUGCCUGCAGAGUUGCGUCCACCCCGUACGUCUGCCAUGCCGCCAUAUUUUCUGCUUCCUGUGCGUCAAGGGAGCCUCCUGGCACAGCAAGCGAUGUGCCCUAUGUAGGCAGGAAGUCCCCGAAGACUUCCUGGAACGGCCCACUUUGCUUUCUCCCGAAGAGCUGAAGGCUUCGGCGUCGGGAGGGCGUGGGACGGGCACUAGUGGACACGCUUGGUACUAUGAAGGACGCAAUGGCUGGUGGCAGUACGACGAGCGGACGAGCCGAGAGCUGGAGGAUGCGUUUAACAAAGGCAAGAAAAACGCAGAGAUGCUAAUCGCCGGUUUCCUGUACGUGGCCGACCUGGAGAACAUGGUGCAGUACAGGAGGAACGAACAUGGACGCAGACGUAGGAUGAAAAGAGAUGUAGUGGACAUUCCUAAGAAAGGUGUUGCCGGACUUAGACUGGAUCCAGAUCCUAACCCCACGGUGGGGGCAGGCUCAGGAACGCUGCCCGUAGGAGCGGAUUUAAGUGUAGAUGGAGCUGCGGUCGAACGAGAAAGCUCGGCAGACGGAGCGGACACUGGGGUCAAUGGAGGGCGUUCUCAAGGCGUCUUUACCGCCGCUCCCGUAAGGCCGCCCACUGUCUUGGGUGGUCACCUGACGAGCCCCGCUUCCUCAAGUGCAAUUCAGCUUGUUCAAGCUUUGGCUCAACUCAAUAUCAACCCCACUGAGCCUGAACCGGAGGAGGAAGAUGCUGAUGAAGAAGACGCUUCUCCCGCUGCGGACGCCUCUGGGUAUGACUCGGAGUCCGCCACAAGUGAGGAUGACACCGAGCGCGCUGAGGAGGAAGCGGCGGAGGCCUCCCGGGGUAGCCAUAGACUGCCACAGUUGGACAGACCGACUCCUGGUGGUGGGCCUGCACCAAGCAGCGAUCGCUCCGGGUGCCCCGAUGGUCAAUGCACUGUCACCAAGGUCUGACCCCAGCACAACUACAGGACUCCUACCCAACCACCACAACUGUUGGGAAUUUCUAACCAAGCUCUAAAAUGCAAAAAAAAUACAUGAAUGAACCAUUCAAAGAAACACAGACUGGGGAAUGGGUGGGGAGUGGGGUCAGAUGGUUUUAGUGUAAAGAUGAGAGGCUGUCUUUUUCUCUCACUCUAAGACGGCUGUGCCAGGGCUGUACUCUUUAAAUGUAAAUUAGAGGCAAAACUACAAUAAAACGUGGUUAUCGCAUCUAGUACCCUAAUCUAGUUCACAUAUGCAUUUUCAGGAUUGCACCAAAGCAAAUUUUUAGAGCUCAUUGAAACAAAAUAUAUCAUCCAGUGUACUGCGUAUUUGAUAAGAAAAGAGAUUUGCCAAACUGUACCUUCGAUUUCACCCCAAAAUCACAAGGAAAAAAAUAUUAUGCUCAAAGAAAAUGUCGCUGUUUAUUGAGAUGGGAUGUUUUUACAGACAGCUUCUCAUUACUGGGGGUAAACAUUUUAUUAUGGGCUGUUUUAACCCCAUGUUGUCAGUGGUGAUUCAUUUUAGAUUCUUAAUACAUUAGUGUUUAAAAUGUUAAUUUCAAAUAUGCAUAUUUUUAAAACCGCAAUGUACAAGUAUAGUUUUCAAUUUAAAUAAUGUUUAAGUUUUUUUUUUUUACCUUACAACAAUAAUAAUUGAGGUGACGGGAUGUUAACAAUUGUGGUAACACUAGUUUUCAUUUUCAUUGAGAAAAAUGUCAUUUUCUAUUUUCAUCCUUUUGAUUUUGAGGUGAAAUACGACUGAGCUCAUAUUAUUGCUUCCAUUUGAUUGUCAAGUAUGACUCAACAGCAUCAAAUGUUAAUGAAUAUAAAGAGAUAGCUUAAAAAUUAACUGUAAUGAACUUAACAACUCAUUAGAAAUGCCAUGUAUCAGUAUAUCGAUUUGUUAUCAUUCGAAAUAGUCUGUUAAGGCAUGCCGUCAUAAAAUGAAAUGACAUCUUUCGAUAGGAAAACCAUGCCCAAUUUGCAUCUUUAAUAGUUGUUUGAUUAAAGAAAAUAUAUAUUUUGUUUAGCACUUCAAUGGAAAUGUAAACCAUCUCAAGCUGCUGCAGAGGUGUCUAGAUGUUUUCUUAUGUGUGUGAUAAAUAACAAGCAUUAGAUUUCAGCAUUUCAACUAAACUUAACGAAACAAGUAUUUAUUGUAGUUUUGCCAGAAAAAGACCCUUCAGUAAUCUUACAUUUGCUAGUGUUAACUGCGUGUGUAUUCAUUUUAAGCAACAUAUUUUUCUUUCUGUCUCAUCUUGGUGUGCUUCUCUGUUUCAUGGAUUUGCAUGUGUUGAUGUGAGCGAGCGAGAAGCCCUGGACUACGACCCUUUCUUUUAUCUGACUGAGCAAAUUGUUUUCAAGCAUAGGUGUCAGAUUUGACGUUUUUGAGAUUUUAAUCUAUUAGGUCUGAAACAGAUUGUUUGCAAGUAUGUAAGCACAGAGCACACGACCAGUGCACAAAGCGUGCUGUUACAUUUCAGUCUCUGUGCUUCUUAGAUCACAUACUUACGUGAAGUUUGCUUUUGGCCAUUAUUUUCAACACUGCUAAUUUUCAUCGUCAUUUGUUCAGGUUCAUGGUGUAAACAAAGCGAACGGAAAACUUAGUUAAAAUUAACUUCUUUUUGGUGUAUUACUUUUGUUUGUUAGUAGGAUUAUCUGAAAAAUAAAGUGUUGUCUGUUAUUUGUCAGUGAUUAAACUUUUCUGAUGUCUUAAUUACAAAACAUUAAGUUAUAUAUCUUCUAAUAUUGCGUGUUUUACUUGUAAUGAACAGUGUAACUAGAACUGAUGGUCCGGUGUGUAAAAUUGCUCUUAUUCAUAUCAUUUUACAGCAGUUUGUGUAAAGACCAGUUUGUAUAUAUAAAUAUAUCAGUCAAUUCUGCUAGUAGUCCAUGACAAUAUCAUAAAUCUUUUAAACUUCAACAAAUUAAACUCUAAAGUUAUUGUUUGUUGUAAAUGUCACUUUUCCAGUGAAUCUUUUGAUUUCCAGAAAUCUCAUAAAGCCAGCAGCAUGUGAUUUUUAAGUCAAAAUCCUGCCAUUGGUGUGUGUGUGAUUCCCAUCCGAUGGCUUCUGAUUGGUCUGUGUGCAUCCCAGGUUUCCAUAAAGCGGAGCUAAACCUUUUUGUAAACUUUACUUUAUCAUUAUUGCAAUACUGUAUUGUAUUUUUUGUGACAGAGCUGUUCACAUCUUACAGGCCAAGAAUUUGUUAAAACACUUUAUUAUUCAGGACCAGUAUGUUUGGUGAUGAGUGGAGCUGAAUGGGGUAUAUGCAGAUGGGGUGAUGACGUACUUCCGCUCUUCAAGUGAUAAUGAUGUGUUUGGUAAGAAAACAUUCAAAUUUCAGCGAACCAAGAACACAACGGCUGAACAUUGCUAUAUGCCUUUGUCAUCAUGCCUCAAGUAAGUGCAGACAAGUUGACUUAGCUUUUUUACACAUUUAUGAAUGUAGCUUGACACGGAUAGCCUGAAGCACUUCUCCUUUUUGGUUGUUGAUGUAUCUAAGUGUUUGGAUCAUUUGACCAUAAUCCUGUGUGCAUCUUGAAGCGACAAAGUGAAAAGCGCUAUUGCUUCCAUCGGAAUUUAUGUGCGCUGGAUGUAACAGAGCCAUGGAUGACAUUUUAGCAGACAUACAUCAUCGCUCCAUGUGCAUGUACCCCAUUCUGUACAAUGUCUUCUAUAUUUGGUCUUUGUGGGCAACAGCCCUUGUUCAUUGCCAAUAACCAGGUCAGUCAUCUCUUAUAAAUUUCCGGGCCAAAAUUUGUUGCAAGAAGCAUUGAUGUUAGCUAUGAAGUUUUUAAAGACCAGUUACG
This is a messenger RNA of Triplophysa dalaica, 4129 nucleotides long. It is a transcript of the gene rnf146, whose product is annotated as ring finger protein 146. The transcript has 2 exons. The record is from RefSeq and is a predicted model, not a curated record. The coding region runs from base 197 to 1288 and encodes 363 amino acids. Gene Ontology annotation, molecular function: zinc ion binding; poly-ADP-D-ribose binding; ubiquitin protein ligase activity. Gene Ontology annotation, biological process: Wnt signaling pathway; ubiquitin-dependent protein catabolic process. Gene Ontology annotation, cellular component: nucleus; cytoplasm. Lineage: Eukaryota; Metazoa; Chordata; Actinopteri; Cypriniformes; Nemacheilidae.